This is a messenger RNA of Haliotis rufescens (red abalone), 1313 nucleotides long. RefSeq lists its product as uncharacterized. The transcript has 3 exons. Lineage: Eukaryota; Metazoa; Mollusca; Gastropoda; Lepetellida; Haliotidae. The record is from RefSeq and is a predicted model, not a curated record. The coding region runs from base 1 to 375 and encodes 124 amino acids.
AUGGUUGAUACCGUGCGAGGUGGUCAGCACUUGUUUUAUGAGGGGGUCAAGUUUCGUUGUAAGAAAACGGUCCGUGAGAAGAAGUAUUGGAACUGCGUUGUUGCUGCCUGCAGAGUGUCGUUGAUCACUGAAAACGGCAUUCUUCAAGCGGCUUUGCAGGUGAACCAUACCCACCAACCUAUCCCAUAUGAGAUGGAAGUGGAAUCGUUCAAGUCCAAGCUCAUCCACCGUGCUAAGACGGAAACAACGCCGAUUCCAACCAUAUACGGAGAUGAGAUUUCCAGACUUCGCCGCCACCACGACGUAGUUCAAGACGACCUGCUUAAGGAAAUUCCUUCCUUUGCAUCCCAGAGCAUAAAUACCAUUCUGUACUGACAACGCCACAAGACCCUUCCCAAACUUCCUGCUACCCGACCUGAGAUUCAUCUUGAAGGACAGUGGACAUUGACCGAAGCAGGAGAACACUUCCUUCAUCGCAUCGACAACGACAUUCUCAUCUUCACCACAAGCAAGAACACUGAGCACCUGUGUGCAGCAGAUGAAGUGUUUGGUGACGGCACCUUCUCCUCGGCUCCACGACUGUUUGAGCAGAUCUACACACUGCAUGCUGAAUUCCAAGGCCACAUGUUCCCGCUUGUGUACUGUCUGCUCCCGAACAGGUCCGAAGAUACGUACACCAGGACAUAUGAACAUUUACGUCUAAUGGCUCAACAGCAGAAUUAUAACUUUAAUCCAACGCUAUUUCAAAGAGAACAAUCCAACGUAGAAGUCGCCAAUCAACGAAUUGAAGCCCACUGGUAAGCACCUACCAGAAAGAGAAGAUACCGGCUGAUUGACAACCGUCUUCAGGCUCUGAAAGACAAUCUCCUCAACAACGUCAUCGACGAAGUUGAGUACACAGAUCACGUUGGUGACCUGAUCCACUUGGAGUGAAUGACUUGAACACAACGUGUAUGCCAGUGCAACCGCAAAUUUAUUAUAGAAUGUAUUUAUGUCUUUACCAUUAUAUUUUAAGAUAUAAGUUAUUGUUGUUUUUGUAGAAAUUAUAAUGUACAUCUAUGAAAUAUUAAAGUAUUAGAGUUAUGAAAUUUGUUAAAUGUAAGUUAAGUACUUUUGUGCAACUAUACUAUACUUCAGCAUCUAAUAAAUUACUACUGUGAUUACGGUAUACGCAUUUCUGUGUUUUUCUUGUAAUUUGAGAGUCCCGGUAUAGCAAUAUCCCGUGUUUACUGUAGCGUUACCAGUCUUACUGUAGCUUCACGAAAGCGAAGAGAUUUUAGAGUUGAUUAUGGCUAGGUUUCGCUCUUCCGGCC